Messenger RNA from Cynara cardunculus var. scolymus (artichoke), 1004 nucleotides. RefSeq names its product pre-mRNA cleavage factor Im 25 kDa subunit 1. Lineage: Eukaryota; Viridiplantae; Streptophyta; Magnoliopsida; Asterales; Asteraceae. Gene Ontology annotation, molecular function: mRNA binding. Gene Ontology annotation, cellular component: mRNA cleavage factor complex. The coding region runs from base 56 to 688 and encodes 210 amino acids. The transcript has 7 exons. The record is from RefSeq and is a predicted model, not a curated record.
UUUCUUGGAUCAUCCAUUGUGAUUCAUGCCUUUUGUCGUUUGACAAGCUAAGAAGAUGGAGAUAAUGAAUGGACGAUUGAACAACGGUGGUAAUCUGAAUCUGGUUUUUGAUAUAUAUCCUCUCAGUAAUUAUUACUUCAGCUCAAAACCUGGUGUUUCAUCGAAGGAGGAAACCUUGGGGGAUCGUGCACGACGUUUGAAAUCCAAUUAUGAUGUUCAUGGAAUGAGGACUUAUGUGGAGGCCGUGAUUUUGGUUGAGCUUUUCAAGCAUCCUCAUUUGUUAUUGCUUCAAGCUAAAAACUGCAUAUAUAAGCUUCCUGGUGGCCGCUUAAGACCAGGUGAAUCGGAUGUUGAUGGCUUAAAACGUAAGCUCUCCACUAAGCUAUCUGCUGAUGAAACCCAAUGCCAAUGGGAGGUGGUUGGUGAAUGCAUUGGAACAUGGUGGAAAUCGGACUUCGAGACACUACCUUUCCCAUAUUUGCCUUCAAGUGGCAACAACCCCAAGGAGUGCACUAAGCUCUACCUUGUGAAGUUGCCAUCAAGCCGGGACUUUGUUGUGCCGAAAAAUCUCAAGUUACUAGCUGUUCCAAUGUGCCAGCUUCACGAAAGUCGCAAGACCUAUGGACCGAUAAUAUCAGGGAUUCCGCAGCUGCUUUCAAGGUUCGCCAUAAACAUGGUAGGUUCUUAGAAUGGCACAUCACGAGAUCAAAAUCACUUACAAAAGCCGCACAACUUGCACUUCUUGAUCAUGUGAAAGUUUCUUGUUUUGUCUCGAUCGAUAUACAUAAAUAUAGCAUUCUAUAUAUCUUUUGCACAUAACAUGGUCCAAAUAAGAGAUGUUAUAAAUGGAACAAUUGGAGAUUUGACGAGUUCGAUUUAGGAAAACUAGUUGAAGUAGUACGCAAUUUGUAAUUACUUUUGAGUUUGCUUCGUGUCGGUAUGGACCUUCGUCUUGGUUUGGGUAUGGUUGUGGCAUUUAUAUAAAAAACAUGUGUAUGCGAGCU